Exophiala viscosa is the source of this 1173-nucleotide messenger RNA. RefSeq names its product agmatinase. Gene Ontology annotation, molecular function: agmatinase activity; metal ion binding. The transcript has a single exon. NCBI's taxonomy places the organism in Eukaryota, Fungi, Ascomycota, Eurotiomycetes, Chaetothyriales, Herpotrichiellaceae. The record is from RefSeq and is a predicted model, not a curated record. The coding region runs from base 1 to 1173 and encodes 390 amino acids.
AUGCAUCUGUCGUUGGGCCUGUCAACACUGCUCUGCCUACCCUGCGCGCUGGUUGCACGAGAGAUUACCUUUCCACCUCUGAUACCACAGCAAGCCAAUCACUAUGGCAGCAGCCACGGCCCAUCUGAAUAUCGACCUUUCAACUCAGAGAAAGAUUCGCUCGCAGAGUUCGAGAAGUACUCAGGUCUGACCACUUUCUCAAAUCUGCCUUGGGUUCAUUGCUUGUCGCCAGACGACGAUGUCGAGAAGUAUGAUAUCGCUUUUCUUGGGGCGCCUUUUGAUACAGCGACCACGGGCAGACCGGGGACGAGAUUCGGCCCCACUGGCAUACGACUGGGUUCUCGCAGAAUCGGUGCCCUCAUGUCUUGGAGCCCGUAUACUCACAACAACACGUUUCUCUCAUGGGCGCGGGUCAUAGACUGUGGCGACGCACCUCUGACAUUCUUGGACAACACCGUUGCCUUGCAGCAACUCGAAAAAGCGCACAAGAUCGUCUCGGGUCGUCCAGCUAAUACUAGCGAGGUGUCUUCUGUGCCAAGGAUAAUAACGCUCGGAGGUGACCAUACCACGACGUUAGCAGCGUUGCGGUCGACAAUCUCGCACUGGGGUCCAGUUAGUGUCUUGCACUUUGACAGUCAUAUCGACACGUGGGACCCAAAAGUCCUUGGUGGUUGCGUAUCUCGAUAUGCGGGACUGAAUCAUGGGACGUUCCUCCAUAUUGCCCAUGAGGAAGGUCUCAUUCUCAACUCUUCCGCCCACGCUGGCAUUCGGGCGCCGGCCAUCAACAAAAACUACGACUGGAAAAAUGACAAACGAUGUGGAUUUGAGAUCAUCACGGCCAGAGAUAUCGACAAGAUUGGGGUCGCUGGUAUCAUAGAAAAACUGAAAGCAAGGGUAGGGGACACCAACGUAUACAUUUCCGUGGACAUCGACGUGUUAGAUCCUGCCUUUGCACCGGCGACGGGUACAGCAGAGGUUGGUGGAUGGACCACUAGAGAGCUGUUGAGCAUCUUGGACGGUCUGGAAGGUCUCAAGGUCAUUGGGGCUGACGUGGUUGAGGUUGCUCCCAUUUAUGACAAUCCUGGUGAGACGACAGUCCUGGCUGCUGCCGAGGUUGCUCAUUCUCUGAUGAGUCUGAUGGUUGAGACGCCUGUCAAGCCGUUGAAGACGUAA